AUCGUAUCAUACCAUCAAGGAUGACUUGGAUUACCAUCAAAGCUAAUCCGAGCAAACUCCUGCCUUGAUUUUUUUCAUAUGAGAGUAAUGAGUUGGCAUCUACGUCUUACUUGGCUCCUUCAUGUUCCUCCACUUUGCAGCUUCAAGAAACGUGGCUUUCUUCUUGUUAAAACAACUGCAAGGCAGCAUCAGCCAAACCCACCCACUUACCCAUCAAAAACAAAAAACAUAAUCCUUGGCUUUCCCCGCCAUGGCUGUGAAGCAGCAAUUUCCGGGAAUUCCAAUUCCCGCAUGUGCAAAACGUGCUGCCUAAAACAUACUCGCUUGACGACAAAGCUCACCGCAUGCACGUUGUCUCUUCCAAGCACUCAUCAAAUCUCGCCUGUGCCUCCCCUUUCGCCCUCUCAUUUUGUCUGUUGGGUCGGUUGCCUUUUUACACCAAAGACUACAGCUAUUCAUCCCCCCUUACUCCCCUUCUCUUACAAACUUCAAGACAGUCCCUGCCCCUCUAUUUCUGUCUAUCUCACGCCAAUAUGCACACGUCUCCCAUGAACUUCUGUUUGAAGCACCUCAAAUCUCUCUCUCUCUCUCUCUCUCUCUUUUGAAACCCUGAAGCAUUUCCCUGCUCAAGGAAAAGAAUACUUUCCCACCAAGCAAGAAAAACUCUGAUCAACUUCAGUCCUACAAGCACCUUGCGGAAUCCCCCUGCUAUAAAAGGCACAGUUUGCUUUACUCUUUUUCACACCCAUCACUCUUCUGAUCUUCGCUUGUCUGAUAAUAUUUCUUCCCUUUUUGUUGCUUGCUUGCCCUGGUAUGACUCCGGGAGGAAGCAGCGCCAGCACGAACCACAAUGCUGGCUCCUUCGAUGCAUUCUUCCAGGUUUGGCUCGAACGCCAAGAGCAAUACCUCGACGAGCUACUCUCUGUUCAACAGCGUAGCCAUGAAGCCCAGGAAGAUGAUCUCAAGGACCUCAUUACCCGAGUACUCUCCCACCACCAACAGUACUAUGAAGAAAAAUCUCGCGUAGCCCACCGCAACAUUUUCCUUGUUUUCUCUCCAACCUGGCUCUCUUCCUUCGAGCGUGCCUCGCUUUGGAUUGCUGGUUUCAAGCCCGGGUUUGCGUUGAAGCUUGUUUCCAACUCCGUGCAAGACCUGUCUCAAGAGCAAAGCGAAAGGAUAAAGAGGCUGAUGGCGGAGACGAGGGUUGAAGAGAGGAUGCUUAAUGACGAGUUGGCGAGGGUUCAAGAGAGCAUUGCGGCUCCGCCUUUGCUUGAGAUAGCCAGGAAACGAGCACGACUGAUGAAUGCGGAGAUUGCAGGGGAGCAAGCAGCACUGGCCUCCUUGAGGAAGGCAGUGGAGGAAGUGGUGUUGGCCGCUGAUUUGUUGAGGAUGACCACGGCCAUGAAGGUGGUGGAGAUAUUGAACCCGGUGCAGAAUGUGAAUUUCCUGACAGCCGCGACGCAGCUGUUGGUCAAGCUGAGGAACCGGGGGUUGCAAAAAGAUGCUGAGAGAAAGGAUUGAACCAGUGAAUCCCGGAUAGUGUGUCAUAUAAGUAGGUAAGACCAUACAGUACAGAUAGCUGAUAGUAACAUCUUUUGCAUUUGUUUAGGGGAUUUUUGACUACUCGAAAGUCUUAAACGGCAACGGAUCAGGGUUCAGGAAAGUCUUCGCCGGA
Messenger RNA from Theobroma umbraticum, 1675 nucleotides. Its product is annotated as protein ZW2-like. Lineage: Eukaryota; Viridiplantae; Streptophyta; Magnoliopsida; Malvales; Malvaceae. Gene Ontology annotation, biological process: DNA-templated transcription. The record is from RefSeq and is a predicted model, not a curated record. Gene Ontology annotation, molecular function: sequence-specific DNA binding.